Molecule: messenger RNA, 1198 nt
Organism: Zychaea mexicana
Lineage: Eukaryota; Fungi; Mucoromycota; Mucoromycetes; Mucorales; Lichtheimiaceae
Exons: 3
Coding region: 196-1074 (292 amino acids)
Biological process (GO): nucleolar large rRNA transcription by RNA polymerase I; RNA polymerase I preinitiation complex assembly
Cellular component (GO): RNA polymerase transcription factor SL1 complex; RNA polymerase I core factor complex
Molecular function (GO): RNA polymerase I core promoter sequence-specific DNA binding
Source: RefSeq, a predicted model, not a curated record
AUACAUUUUCACCUUUCUCUUUUUCUUUAUCAACCUCCUUUGCACAUUCAUAAAUUCAUUCAUACGUUAUUCUCAUACAUACACUGCAACACGCGAGCUUUUCAUCACUAUCAAUAAUUUUGUUUAGUAAUAUUCAUCACUUUCUACCCUCUUCCCUUUCGACAAACAUUAUAAUUUGCAUCUCUACCAACAGUCAUGAAAAGCAGCAACCCCUGUGAACGAUGCGGAACGAAACGAUUCAAAAAGAAGUCGGACGGCACGAUGGUGUGCAAGAAUGGUCACGUACUACUUGGUUGGACUGAAGAGACACAAGACGAAGGAAUCAUAUACAUGGGCAAACGACGGAAACAAAAGAAGGUCCAUUCAAAUGUAGAAGAAGAUAAAGGCCGUUUCAUCGGUGCUGACAGGGACAGUGUCAUUUUACAAAUCUGUCAAAAGGGACUGAGCAUACUUGUCGAACACUGUGUACGCGAAUUCGGUUUUCCAGACGACAUUCAGAGGAUUGCACAAAAUUUAUGGGAGCUGUAUGUCGUAUCCACUGAAAAAUCAGUUACGUUUGAUAUAUUCGCCGAAAACGAGGAAGAGCUAGGCGAUGUUGACGCCAACGAGGCAAAAUUACCUGCUGCAACCAUAACUGUCGAAGACGAACUUGGAGUAGAUUUGGGUGUAAUGCACGACAAUGUCGACAGUAAUGACGAUAAUAACGACGAGGAAAAAUAUAUGCACGCAUGGCCGCAGCUACGUUAUUCAAAUGUCAUCCUAUUCAUUUUCCUGACAUUCAAAUACGCACGUCUUCCUGUCUUACUCUCAGAUGUCCACCGAUGGUGCACAACAUCCCAGCUGCCGUAUAUGGAGACACUGCAUAGUAUACCUGAAAGAAUCGUACGCCAUCUCGACAAGGCAUUCAUAUACACGUUCAAGCAUAUCCCGAGUAUCCACAUUUUAUAUGCUUCCUUAGUUCGAUUCCGUAUAUGCUAUAAACAAUAUUGCGGCUUGGUCUUUUCCGAUGCCAAUAUACCGGUCAUCAUGCAUCGCCUCUAUCCGCACUUUGGUUUACCAGGAGCCAUGCUGUAGCGAUCAUCGAGAAAAUACAGGAUGGCAUCCUGAACCAUGCUUCCUGUUUGGGAGACCAUGAAAGACAUGAUGAUAUCCAGGCGGUUUUGACCAUUGUCAUUCUUCUCAAGUUUCUCUAUUAUUU